This is a messenger RNA of Symbiodinium sp. CCMP2592, 3915 nucleotides long. The record is from the annotation of a GenBank genome assembly. Lineage: Eukaryota; Dinophyceae; Suessiales; Symbiodiniaceae.
AUGGCAGCUUCGGGGAGCCUUUUUCCAGGAGGCCGCGAUGGUGGCUCCCCGAAGGCAAGACCGCGACCCAGAAAGAAGGUGCAGGCGGCCAAUGUAUCGCCAGCGGUUGACAGCAUCCAGGGCUGGCAGAUGCUUGAAGUGAAUGCGACUUCUGAGCCGGCAAGCCUUCCCUUGCCAGACACUUCAAGCGAUCUGCUGUCUGCAGCUUCGGACGCUUGCGGUCCUCGCGAGAUCUGGAAGAUCUUUGGAGAUCUGGGUGGCCACCGUCAGGAGCCAGCGGAUGUGCUUCUGCCGGCCCAGGGUAUAACUUACCCAAAGGCUCAAAGCAAGGACGCGGUGAUGUACCUUCCUCGGCUAGCAGCCGAUCGGUUGCGGGAAUCCAACUCGAAGCAGAUAUCUGAGCUUUGGCAGCUUCGGAUGGCUUUCCACAGGACCAUGUCCUGUGCCCACAAGCACGAGUGCUUAAAGGCCAGGCUGGCGGCUGCAAGGGCAGAAAUGGCUGAGUCGUUCACGGUGCUGGAGAAGCGAACCUCGACCAUAGAGGCCGUGAGCGAAAGCAACUCGAAGAAACUGCAGCGCCUGAAAGGGGUGGCUCGAGACCUCAAGCUCAAGUGCAAGCUGGCGUCCUCAAGAGUUCGUGUCCUCAGGGCCAUGGCGGAGCAGAUCUGCAACGAGACCUUGGCCAAAGAGAGAAGCAGUCUGAUGGCUCUCACCUUCGAGCUUCACAUGGAGCAGGAGCACGCCAAGCACCCAGCGCCAGAAGUUCUGCGCCACGUCCAGGAGCAAGUCCUCAAAGCCAUCGAUGCAGAGACCUGCAUCACUUGCCCGGCUUUCGAAGACUCCGAAGACGACACUGAGACAGGCCUGGAUGGCCCUGCCCAGACUCCUCCUGUGGUUGGAAGCAACUUGGUGAUUUACAUGUACUUGCCGCCACUUCUUCGCUCGUCCAUCCUGCCGGCGCCGUCAAAGCAAGCGCAGCGAGAGCUGAAGAGCGCCCGGGCAUCUGGCCUGCUGGAAGGCAUCGUGCAGGAGACUCUGAACAAGUUCGGCCUGAAUGCCCGAGUGCAACGCAUGAGGCCGCCCAUACUGCUGGACGGAGGAGAGCUCCGAGCUCCCUCUGGUGCUGCCAGGAUACAAGACUUGGGCCUUUUGAUCGCUCCGAGCCCUGCAGGUAGAGCUUGGGUGGUGGAGGCAGUGGUGCAGGACAGUUGGGCAGAUGCCUUUGGAGUGCGUCCAGCGGACCAGAUCUUAUGGAUCAAUGGCCGGCCGACGUCUGCUAUGAGCUCGGCACAGGCUCUGCUGUGGAGCGAGCAUCCUCUUUCUUUGUUCCUUGCUCGCAAUGGAGGCGAAGCCUCCACCAGGAUGGAAGAGUCUUGUGCGCUUCGGAUCCAAUCGAGCUGGCGUGCGCGCAAGCGGUCCAAAGUGUCGUCAAGAUGGUCUCCAAGUCUAACAGACCUGCCUUUGAGUGGCCACACAAGACUUUCGGCAUGUGCCGGGCGACUGGUGUCUGCAUUGGGCUUACACUUUCUGCCAGCCACCUUGCCGGGCCCGUUUCUCCAGAUCGAAAGACUGGACCCGGAAUCUUGGGCGGAGCGGGUGGGAGUGGAGGUUGGAGACAAGCUGCGAUGCAUAGAUCGCGAGUGGACCGAGCAGCUUUCAGAUCAACGCUUUGCGCAGUUGCUUCUGGAGCGGCCUAUUCGGCUGAUCUUUGAUUCUGUAGAGCAGGUGGGCGAGACUCGCGACACCACGCAAUUCACUGCAGUGGCUGGCAUGAAGGACGGACAUCUGGGUUUCCGACUUGCUUCUCUGCCCCCGGCUCCGUAUCUGUUGGUUCAGCGGGUGGAGGAACAUUCAUGGGCUUUCGGUGCCGGAGUGCAAGAAGGUGACCACUUAAUGGCCGUAUACCGGAAGCGGGUGGCCGAAAUUUCCGCUGAUCAGUUGCUGGACAUGUUCAAAGGCCCUCGACCGCUUCGCUUGACGUUCAGCCGCCUGAAACGUUUCACUGUCACCAUCACGACGCGGGAAAACCAGAUGGGCUUACAGACAAAUGGCGUCCCUCCAGCAGCUUUCUUGGAAAUACGGACAGUGGAUCCAGGAAAAUGGGGUGAGCAAGUGGGGGUAGUCGGUGGAGACGCCCUAGUAUCGUUGAACGGCGUGUGUUUGGACAGUAUGCCCAGGCGAGAGUUCAUCCGACAAAUGAAGGAAGAACGACCGCUGUCCCUGACAAUCGAUCGGAAUCACGGGGAGAAUUCAGUUGACCGCUUUGAGCGCUUCACGGUCACUGCGGGUGAGGGAGAUGCCCGCCUUGGCUUGAGACUGUCCGGUUUGCCACCUGCAGCUUGGUUAUUUGUAGAGAAGGUUGCUGAUGCAGGCUGGGCACAAGCGAUGCAAAUCACGGUGGGGGACCGUCUUGUUGCAGUGGAGCACCUGUGCCUUGACCUCAUGCAGAAGGAACAGUUCCUGGAGCUUUUCCGAAAUGCGCGACCGGUGCGGCUUACUUUUGCGCGGGCAAAAGAACAUGAGGAAGAUGUUGUCGAGGAGGAAGAAGAGGUGGUCGAAGAGGAGGAGGUUGCGGUGGCGCAUGGCUUCGAGUCCCUCCUCGACGCCGAGGACGCCUUCAAUGAAUGGAUGCUUUCCGCCUGUGAAAAAUACGGGAAGGGCAUCCAUAAGAAAGUCCAUGGCAAAGCCAAGACACUUGGCAGAGCGUAUGCUUUGGUGUGGCAGGCUUACAGGAAAAAGCUGGAGAAGGACGAGAGUCGCACGGACGACAUUGACAAGGACGACCAUGUGCUGAUGGUAUUCCAUGCCAAGCUCUACCGAGAUAUCGGCUCUUUCAUAACAGCGGACCACAUUCCUGGUGGAGCAGAGCAGUUCGGCUGGCCGCCACAGGCAACCAACAUCCACACCGGCACGAUGGCUGUGCAAGCUGCAGUGACCCAGGCUGCAAAGUCGAUGACGGACGAUCACCUGGAGCAGCUGUUCAGCGGACCGCCGCCAGUACUCAAUGCGAUGUUAGCGAAGCUGGCAGGGGAAACGGAUCUGAAGGUGCUGCACGGCCCUGGCAAUGCCGACUCCUUGCGUUGGCCGCCCCACAAGGAGAGAAGGCAUCGCUCGCGUUCCUCUCGACGCUCUGAUGACGAGCAAGCAUCCGAGGACGAAGUUGCUUGCGCGGUGGUGCUGGCAGCUGUUUUCGUGCCGAUGCUGGCCGCGCCUAUCUUCGGGGGGCCGCAGGGCAAAGCCUCCUCGUGGCUUCCACCCCUUCCGCUUGACAUGGCAGAGCCGGAGCUCCGCCCCAGCCUCGUUCUCCGGAUUCCGUAUCGGGACUGGGUCCUUUGGGAGUGUCCUCCCUUCGCGCUGGGUCUGCUUUGCGGCAUCCUGAUGAGUGUCGCCGGGGCAGCUCUGGCCACGUUCUUCUGCGGUGAGUUCUUCUCGGGUGGUGAGCGACCUGCUGCUCGGCUGUUUGCCAACGUAGCCGCGUCUGUCCUCGCGUACACUGCCCGUGCCAUAGAUGCCGCAGUGGACUGUGCUGAGGGCAAAUCAGCCAUCAGCGGCACAAGUGACUUCCUGCGGUCCAAGUUCGUCAGCAGCUUUUGCGGCGCGCUGUCGGCGUUCUCGGGCACCAUAGGCGACAUCGCUGAUGUUCAGUUCGGGUCGGCCGCCGAAGACAGCAUCCUCGACUCAUCCACCCAUGAGGUGCCCAGCAAACGCCGAUCUCAGCUUCAAGACAUCUCCCGAAUGCCGGGGCUCUACAACUUCCUUCUUCACUGGGUCCUCACGCUGCUAGUCAUGUGGGGCUGCGCCCGCUUCGAGACCUGGCCACGAGCCGUGUGGUUCUCGGGGGAGACUCUCGUUGGCUGGAUGCAGCGCGCAAUCCACCGGGACAACCAUGUGCGCAAGCAUCGCUGGCCAAGCUAG